CCGGGGCCGAUACGCAUGCGCGGCCGAUCUGCACAUGCGCAAUACUCGCGCUGCCGCAGCCGUCGCUGCCAGGCUGAGGUGGCAGCAGGGGGCAGGACGCGCAGCGCUAUGGCCGAGGGCAGCGGGGAAGUGGUCGCAGUGUCUGCGGCCGGGGCUGCCAACGGCCUCAACAAUGGGGCAGGCGGGAUCUCGGCGACGACCAGCAACCCGCUGUCGCGCAAGCUGCAUAAGAUCCUGGAGACGCGACUGGACAACGAUAAGGAGAUGUUAGAAGCUCUCAAGGCACUUUCAGCCUUUUUUGUUGAAAAUAGUCUGCGGACUCGAAGAAAUUUACGUGGAGAUAUUGAACGUAGAAGUUUAGCCAUCAAUGAAGAAUUUGUAAGCAUUUUCAAGGAAGUGAAGGAGGAACUUGAAAGCAUAAGCGAAGAUGUUCAAGCAAUGAGCAACUGUUGUCAAGAUAUGACAAGUCGACUACAGGCAGCAAAGGAACAGACUCAAGAUUUAAUAGUAAAAACCACUAAGCUUCAAUCUGAAAGCCAAAAAUUAGAGAUAAGAGCACAAGUUGCAGAUGCCUUCUUAUCCAAGUUCCAACUAACUUCUGGUGAAAUGAAUCUUCUCCGAGGUACGAGAGAAGGACCCAUUACUGAGGAUUUUUUCAAGGCACUGGGAAGAGUAAAACAGAUUCAUAAUGAUGUCAAAGUUCUCUUGCGUACAAAUCAACAAACGGCAGGUUUAGAAAUUAUGGAACAGAUGGCCUUACUUCAAGAAACGGCUUAUGAAAGACUUUACCGAUGGGCUCAAAGUGAAUGCAGAACAUUGACACAAGAAUCAUGUGACGUAUCUCCAGUAUUGACACAGGCAAUGGAAGCCCUGCAGGACAGACCUGUCUUAUAUAAAUAUACCUUAGAUGAAUUUGGAACAGCCAGAAGAAGUACAGUUGUUCGUGGAUUUAUUGAUGCGCUCACAAGAGGGGGCCCCGGAGGUACACCUAGACCAAUUGAAAUGCAUUCUCAUGACCCUUUGAGGUAUGUAGGAGAUAUGUUGGCUUGGCUCCAUCAAGCUACUGCUUCUGAAAAGGAACACCUUGAAGCUCUCUUAAAGCAUGUAACUACACAAGGUGUUGAAGAAAAUAUUCAAGAAGUUGUUGGGCAUAUCACUGAAGGUGUGUGCAGGCCUCUAAAGGUUCGAAUUGAGCAAGUAAUAGUUGCUGAACCUGGGGCAGUUUUAUUAUAUAAAAUUUCUAAUCUCCUCAAAUUUUAUCACCAUACAAUCAGUGGUAUUGUUGGAAAUAGUGCAACUACAUUAUUGACUACCAUUGAAGAAAUGCAUUUGCUAAGCAAAAAAAUAUUCUUCAAUAGCUUGAGUCUUCAUGCAAGUAAAUUAAUGGACAAGGUUGAACUCCCACCACCUGAUCUUGGACCAAGUUCUGCACUAAAUCAGACACUCAUGUUGCUGCGUGAAGUUUUAGCAUCUCACGAUUCUUCAGUUGUACCAUUAGAUGCUCGUCAAGCUGAUUUUGUGCAGGUUUUAUCAUGUGUCUUGGAUCCUCUCCUACAGAUGUGUACUGUAUCAGCCAGCAAUUUAGGCACAGCUGACAUGGCCACUUUCAUGGUCAAUUCACUAUAUAUGAUGAAGACAACAUUAGCUCUAUUUGAAUUCACUGACAGACGUCUAGAAAUGCUACAGUUUCAGAUCGAAGCACAUUUGGACACACUUAUAAAUGAGCAAGCCUCUUAUGUUUUAACUAGGGUAGGCUUGAGUUACAUCUAUAACACUGUACAGCAACAUAAACCUGAACAGGGCUGUUUAGCUAAUAUGCCCAACCUAGAUUCUGUGACACUGAAGGCUGCAAUGGUUCAGUUUGAUCGUUAUCUGUCAGCCCCAGACAACCUAUUAAUACCACAGCUGAACUUUCUUCUAAGUGCCACAGUGAAAACUACAGCAGAAAAUAGAGCAAAGAAGCAGCUUUUUAAUUCACCAUGCAGAAUUUGGUAUCAAUUAGAAUUGGCUGGAAAUCGAUGGACCAUUUUUUUUUUCUCAGACACAGAGUUAGGAAAGUUCCUUUUUAGAGAGCAGAUCGUAAAACAAUCUACAGAAUUAGUUUGCAGAGCCUAUCAAGAAGUGUAUGCAGCUGUGAUGAAUCCAAUCAAUGAAUACAAAGAUCCAGAGAACAUUCUUCACCGAUCUCCGCAGCAAGUGCAGACGCUUCUUUCCUGAUUAUCUUAUUUCAUUGUGUUAGCAAAAUAUGACCUCCCUAAAACACAUAAGGUUAUUUUUUAUUCUUUGAAUUUUUACUUUAUAAUUUGAUAGUUACAGUUUUCUUUGUAUCAUAAGAUUGUAAGUCCCGAUAAUUUUUUUUUUUUUUUGGUCUCAGUAACAGGGAAGUAAGUAACAUAUUGACCUGAGCUAGUAUUGCUGUGUAUCUAUUCUAAAUGAGAUGAUAUAUUUUUUUGCUAGCCAUCUCUCCAGCUCUGCAGUUUUCACUGUAUUCAGGAAGCAUAAAGUAGUAUGAAAGGUUUGAAGAAUUUUUUUUUACAAGACUAGUUCUAAAUUAACAGCAUAUAAAAAAUUUGUCAAAAUUUAAGAAUUAGUAUAAGGAUAUGACCUAAUAAAUGUCUCCUUACCUAAAGAUUCAUUUGCUUUCUUAUUAAUAUGAGUAGGCAUGCUUAGUUUUUUUGAACCUAGCCUAUGUCUCUGUCCCCAAAAUAGCUGCCCUUAAAGAGUUGUUAGAAGAGAGAAAAAUAACAGUGAAUUGUGCUCCUGGUGUAUAUGGCAGUGAAUCUCCUUUCUGUUCUACUUUGGCGUACUAUAUGUAUUUGACUGUGUACAUUUUUAUGCAAUUUUAAAUAUACACUCAGCAAUAAUUAGAAAAAAAGGGAAGAGAAAAGUGAUUUAAACAGGGUAGAUUCCACUCUGUGGGAGCCUUUGAUGGAACUCAAGGUGGAGCUCGGGUCCUAAAUCCAACUAACUACACAUUUUAUCUGGUGUUCAAACCAAAGAAACAAUGAUCUACUCAAACAUUGGAGAAAAAAACUGCCAGAGGAGGAGUUGCCAAUUGGCAGUGUGUCUUAUCCCCAUGUUGUAACUGGACUCUGAUUUUAGACCAUUACCUAUUAGGAAGAUUCAAAAUGACUGUAUUUUUAAAGGAAUAAAUCCCAGUGUGCCUGAUUUUACAUUCUUGUCAGCAAAAAAAACUUAAUUUCUAGUAAAUCUAUAAAAACAGGUAAGUCCCUAAAUUACAAAUGAGAAAAUUGAAGCACAAGGAAAAAAAUAACUAGUUUGAAAUAUUUUGAAAAGUAAUAACAUAAAACUAGUAUUUGUAGAAGAUUGUGUGUUGUAUAUAACAAAUUAGUAUUUAUAGAAUAUGACCUAUUUAUCUGAAGUUUAUAAUUGUUUAUACCUAAUACAAUUCUUUUUGGAGUAAGAAUGAUUAUAUAAUCAUUAUCCAUUUGGGUAUAAAUCUGUAUUUUUAGUUUUUUCCCUUCGAUUAGUAUGUGUUAUAUAUAAAAGACAAAAAAUAAAGUAUAAAUCAAGAGCUUAAA
Molecule: messenger RNA, 3542 nt
Organism: Symphalangus syndactylus (siamang)
Lineage: Eukaryota; Metazoa; Chordata; Mammalia; Primates; Hylobatidae
Gene: COG6
Product: component of oligomeric golgi complex 6
Biological process (GO): intra-Golgi vesicle-mediated transport
Cellular component (GO): COG complex
Source: RefSeq, a predicted model, not a curated record